UCCCUCGGUUGAAUGAAACUCGGAGGUAAUAACGCGGCUCCGUAGACGCUAUCUCCAAUGGUUUUAUCAGCCUCGAUAAGACUGAGUCAUUUAGUCACCGCGAUACGCUGUGUCGUGCCGCAUCGUGUUGUAUGCUCAAUUACUACUGAUGUAAAUAUCAUUGCGCGUUUGUACCCUCUAGUUGUGCUGAAUGUCAACGAUGAUUGAGCGUGGACUACGCUCGCAGCGCACACCGAUCGUUCGCCUAGCUCGGCGAGCCGCUCCGUCCGUUUGAGAACUUAGUUUGCCGCUUCCUUCGGUCGAAUAAGCACGUCCUUCAGUCGGUUUAACAAUUAAUCGGCCGUGGAACAAAGAAGAUAUUCCAGCCACAGCUCUACUCAUCGUUCCAAACGCCCUUCCUCUCGCUCUCUCCCUUCGCCGUACAGGGGACAUACGUUUCUCUUUUUCAUCGACCCGGCUUCCCCCUUAAUAACUCGCGGCUAUUUUUGCGCCAUACACCGCGGCGAGGCGAGCGGCAUGGAGUACAACGACACGCUGCUUAUCCCAGGCCAGCAGAUACGUCCGCCCGUAACCGAGGCGACGGCGACCGGUCUGCUGGAGCGGCUCUACGGCAUGAGGGCGAUGAGCGUGCGAGAGCUAAACGCUUACGACGACCGCAACUACCACGUGAUGUGUGAUGGGCCGCCCGCGAAUCCGCAUGCGGUCGGUCUGGAGAAGACCGGCUAUGUCCUCAAGGUGAUCAACUCCUUGGAUUCUCUCAAGACCGAUGUGAUCGAGGCGCAGACGGAGCUGAUGAUCUUCCUCAAUCAGCGAAACAUCUGCUGCCCGUUGCCGGUGAAGAACGUGAACGGCGCGUACUACUCUCUGGAAACCCUGAAGAGCGAGAAUACCAUGGAGAAGUACGCAGUGAGACUGUUGGUCUAUCGUCCUGGCGAGCUGCUGUAUCAUGUAAAGAUAACCGACGAGUUGCUGCGCAAGGUUGGCGGUUUCACCGCGAGGAUCGACGAGAUCCUCGCGGACUUCAAUCAUCCCGCUUACGACGAUCACAAAUCACUGUGGAUGUUGACCUCGGCGCCGCGAGUGUUGCAGUUCACGCACGCGAUCAAGAGCCCCCUGGAUAAGCAGCUGGUGCACGACGUGAUCGUUAACUUCCAGAAGAAAGUGUUGCCCAUCACGAAUCAUCUAGAGCAAACGAUCAUACACGGUGAUCUGAAUGAGCAUAACAUCAUCGUGACUCCGGACGGCAAAGAUAUAGCGGCGGUGAUCGAUUUCGGUGACUCUCACAGGACUUGUCGUGUUUUCGAAUUAGCCAUAGUUCUCUGCUACAUGAUCCUGCAAACGGCUGACGUAGAAAUGGGUAAGUACGUCCUGGAGGGUUACCAGAAAAUCAGAAAGCUGACCGACGUGGAGAAGGAGAUUCUCAAGAUCAGCGUGUGCGCCAGGAUAUGCCAGAGUUUGGUAAUGGGCGCUUACUCGUAUAUGCGCGAUCCCGACAAUCAGUAUUUGCUGAGCACCCAAAAAACCGGCUGGAUGUUACUGAAAAGAUUGUGGCCCAUGACUCAAGAGGAGGUGAUGCGUGCUUGGGGAUUGGAUUGACUAUUUCCUAAACGAGCAAUAUUCAUCACUGUGCUGAGUUAAGCAACUGCAAAUAAGAUCACUCGCUGUUUUGAUUUAUUUUGUAUGAUUGAUUAUACUUUUGUAUAAUUUGUAGUUUUACUCAUCCAAUUCAAUUUCUGAAAAAUAAUUAAGAUAAUGCUUUUAUGAGGGAUAAUGGAACAGAGUUGAGAGAUAAAACUAUCAUUACUAGAUGAUAGAUCAAAGAAAGCGGUAUCAAACUCGAAACAAUAUAUAUAUAUACUAUAUACUUGUAUAAAUUAUAUAUGUAUAGUAUAUAUAUACUCAAUGUAUACUCGUUUUGAUGUUAAAUAGCAACUGCAUUAUUGGGCAACUGUAAUCAUUUAUUUUGACAUUGCACAUCGUUAUUAUAUGUGCAUUGCAUAUCGCUAUAUAUAUCUCGAUAUAU
Molecule: messenger RNA, 2023 nt
Organism: Vollenhovia emeryi
Lineage: Eukaryota; Metazoa; Arthropoda; Insecta; Hymenoptera; Formicidae
Product: hydroxylysine kinase
Exons: 2
Coding region: 517-1596 (359 amino acids)
Molecular function (GO): amino acid kinase activity
Source: RefSeq, a predicted model, not a curated record